Gamsiella multidivaricata is the source of this 1436-nucleotide messenger RNA. RefSeq lists its product as uncharacterized. The coding region runs from base 29 to 1243 and encodes 404 amino acids. The transcript is spliced from 5 exons. NCBI's taxonomy places the organism in Eukaryota, Fungi, Mortierellomycota, Mortierellomycetes, Mortierellales, Mortierellaceae. Gene Ontology annotation, biological process: L-threonine catabolic process. The record is from RefSeq and is a predicted model, not a curated record. Gene Ontology annotation, molecular function: L-threonine 3-dehydrogenase activity.
UACAUACAUACAUACAUACAUACACAAGAUGCUCAAGCGCACAACAACGUCGAUGCUGGCCUCGUCCUCCCGCAUCCUCAGACAACCCCUGACAAGAACCGUCGUCCCCGCGCCUUCUAUCCGCCACAUGAACGCCGCUGUCGCCACCAGACUCUUCUCCAUCUCCUCCUCUGCCCAGUCCCCUCCUCCCCCUCCGCAGUACUCCACAAGAACAACCGAGUCAAAUGCCCCUCGUCAUCCCAGGGUCCUGGUCACUGGUUCUUUGGGUCAACUUGGCUCUGGAUUGGUCAAGCAGCUCCGUGGCAUGUACGGCAAUGAGAACGUUAUUGCCUCCGAUAUUCGCAAGGCACCGGAUGCAUUCAUGGCCAGCGGUCCCUUUGUGUAUGCGGAUGUCAUGAACUACUCCCUGCUCGAGCGCAUCGUUGUCGACUGGCGCAUCGACUGGAUUGUACACUACUCGGCCCUGCUUUCUGCCGUCGCAGAAAAGAACCCUGCCUUGGCGCUGAGCGUCAACAUGACCGGAUUCCAGAACGUGCUGGAGUUGGCCAAGAUUCACCGUCUGAGACUGUACUCGCCCUCGACCAUUGGCGCAUUUGGUCCCUCGACUCCCAAGAACAACACCCCUGACUUGACCAUCAUGCGGCCCAACACCAUUUACGGCAUCACUAAGCUGCAUAACGAGCUCCUUGGCGAAUAUUAUCGUGAGAAAUUCGGCGUCGACUUCAGAUCCGCCCGCUAUCCUGGCAUCCUCAGUGCUGAUACCCCUCCAGGUGGCGGAACUACCGAUUACGCUGUCGAUAUUUUCCACCAUGCCAUCCGUCAUGGCCACUACGACUGCUUCCUGUCCAAGGACACACGCCUGCCUAUGAUGUACCUGAGCGACUGCAUCAAGGGCACAGUCGACCACCUCACUCACCCAACGCCAUUGCCUCAGUCUGUCUACAACAUUGCUGCGGUCUCAUUCACGCCUGAAGAACUGGCAACAGAGAUCCGCAAGCACUUGCCUCACUUCACCAUCUCAUACCCAGACCCUGCACGCCCAGAUUUCCGUCAGGCAAUUGCAGACUCUUGGCCAGCGUCACUGGAUGACUCGAUGGCACGGCGGGACUUUGGCUGGAGGGAGGAGUACGGUCUGGAGAACAUGGUCAAGCUGAUGUUGGACAAGAUCCAGGCUCAGGUCGAUACUGAGAAGAAGACCAUGGGCUCAAAUGAUGGCUCUACGACAGCAGCCAUGGCCGCCUAGAAAAAGCGCGUGUCGAGUCGUACUUUUUUUUUCUGUUUAGCAUAUUAUUCUCAUUAUCAUCAUUAUGGCGCACAUUUUUCUCUUGCGGUCAAUAUGCGCUGUCACCGUCUAAUAAAACCCUCGAGUGAACCCUAUUUUUACGCCACCAACUUCAUCAGCGCAGUGUAUGCGGAAGCGGCUCCUUGUGGUAUCG